Molecule: messenger RNA, 495 nt
Organism: Linum trigynum
Lineage: Eukaryota; Viridiplantae; Streptophyta; Magnoliopsida; Malpighiales; Linaceae
Source: the annotation of a GenBank genome assembly
AUGGUGCUGACGGGGACAUCGGUUACAGUGAGGUCGGUGAGGUUGACGAAGUGGGAGAGCCAGACGCCCGUGAGGUGUUUGAGAGAAUGCGCACAAGUGAAAAAGCGGAGGGCGAGGGCGAGAUCUGAAGGGAAACAGAUAGGGAUAAUGGGGCAGUCGGUGAAGGAGAGAGACUGGAGGGUGGAGAGGGACUUGAGGGCAGUGAAGGAGAGGGAAACGCCGUUGGAGAAAUUGGAGAGGUGGAGGGAGACUACGUGGUGGAAUGGGGAAGACUGGGCGGAGGGGUCUUUGGCCGUUGGAAUUCUGAGGGACUGGAGGGCUCGGAGCUGCUUUGGGUGUAGUGUGGAGUGGGUUGAAGUGGAAGGAGAUGGGAUGGUCUUGGAAGGAGGGACGCUGACCGGGGAAGAGGUUGGGGUGACAGCUGGAGCGGCGGCGGUGGUGGGCAUGGUGGAUUUGCUGGUUGCAGAGGUGGUGGCAGAUGCGGAGCUGUGCUAG